Molecule: messenger RNA, 8312 nt
Organism: Talpa occidentalis (Iberian mole)
Lineage: Eukaryota; Metazoa; Chordata; Mammalia; Eulipotyphla; Talpidae
Gene: MYOCD
Product: myocardin
Exons: 14
Coding region: 332-3310 (992 amino acids)
Biological process (GO): smooth muscle cell differentiation; cardiac muscle cell differentiation
Source: RefSeq, a predicted model, not a curated record
AAAGGCGUGGUGGCGAUCCUCCACGAGCGCGGGCAGCCUAUGACAUCAGCCGAGAACGCCUGGGAUGCCGCUGCUCCUGGCCAAACUCAGAGGAGGAGGGUCCCGCCGGCUAAGAGUUAACUAGCCUCGCGCAGCGAGCGGGGAGCCGCCACUUUUCUGGGCACACUGAUUUCGGCCACUGGCUGCCACUGUACUCCUACCCAGGGGAGCUCGCGGCGAGUUUGAUGAAUUCUGGGUUGUUAGCUGCGGUCAGCUGGGCUCCCGGGAGCCUGAUCCUGGUGGAAAACGGGGGGCGUCUCGCAAAGGGACCAGCGGCUCACUGAGAUUCAACAUGACACUUCUGGGGUCUGAGCAUUCUUUGCUGAUUAGGAGCAAAUUCAGAUCAGUUUUGCAGUUACGACUUCAACAGAGAAGGACCCAGGAACAGCUGGCUAACCAAGGCAUAAUACCACCACUGAAAAGUUCAACUGAAUUCCAUGAACAAAGAAAACAUUUGGAGAGUGACAAGACUGAAGACAACCUGAAGCGCAAGGUCAGAAACAGGUCCGACCGAGCUGACUCGGUUAAUAUGCACAUACUUCAAGCCUCCACAGCAGAGAGGUCCAUUCCAACUGCUCAGAUGAAGCUGAAAAGAGCCCGACUCGCAGAUGACCUCAAUGAAAAAAUUGCUCUUCGGCCAGGACCACUGGAGCUGGUGGAGAAGAAUAUACUCCCUGUCGAUUCUGCUGUAAAAGAAGCCAUAAAAGGUAACCAGGUGAGCUUCUCCAAGUCAGCGGAUGCAUUUGCCUUUGAAGAGGACAGCAGUGACGGGCUUUCUCCAGAUCAGACUAGAAACGAAGACCCCCAGGGCUCAGCGGCAUCCCCCCAAGACACUAAAGCUACAGACACCCCUCUCGCAGGUCCCCUGGGGACAAUCCAGGAUAUUACUUCUGGCUCAGAAAAUGAGAGGAAUGACUCAACCUCGCAGCCUGGCAACCAGUCAGACACGGGGAAGCAGAGCCUUGGCACCCUCAGCACCCCUAUCCCGGUGCAUGCUGCUGUAAAGUCUAAGUCCUUGAGUGACAGUAAGAACCGCCACAAAAAACCCAAGGACCCCAAGCCGAAGGUGAAGAAACUCAAAUAUCACCAAUACAUUCCCCCUGACCAGAAGGCCGAGAAGUCUCCUCCGCCCAUGGACUCAGCCUACGCCCGGCUGCUCCAGCAACAGCAGCUGUUUCUGCAGCUCCAGAUACUCAGCCAGCAGCAGCAGCAGCAACAGCAGCAGCAGCAGCACAGGUUCAACUACUCCGGGAUUCACCAAGCUCAGCUCAAGGAACCAAAUGAACAGAUGGUCAGAAAUCCAAACUCUUCAUCAGCACCACUGGGCAACAACCCUUUGUCUCCCGUCAAAAACAGUUUUUCUGGACAAACUGGUAUCUCUUCUCUCAAACCAGGCCCACUCCCAUCAAACCUAGAUGAUCUGAAGGUCUCUGAAUUAAGACAACAGCUUCGAAUACGGGGCUUGCCAGUAUCAGGCACUAAGACAGCACUCAUGGACCGGCUCCGGCCCUUCCAGGACUGUUCUGCGAACCCCAUGCCGAACUUUGGUGAAAUAACCACUGUCACUUUUCCUGUUACGCCCACCAGCGCGCUGCCCAAUUACCAGUCCUCCCCCUCCACCAGUGCCUUAUCCAACGGCUUCUACCACUUCGGCAGCACCAGCUCCAGUCCCCCCAUCUCGCCCGCCUCAUCCGACCUGUCGGUGGCAGGGUCCCUGCCGGACACCUUCAACGAUGCGUCCCCCUCCUUCGGCCUGCAUCCGUCCCCAGUUCACGUCUGCACUGAGGAGAGCCUCAUGAGCAGCCUGAAUGGGGGCUCUGUUCCUUCUGAGCUGGACGGGCUGGACUCUGAGAAGGACAAGAUGCUGGUAGAGAAGCAGAAAGUGAUAAACGAGCUGACUUGGAAACUCCAGCAAGAACAAAGGCAAGUGGAGGAGUUGAGGAUGCAGCUGCAGAAGCAGAAAAGGAACAACAGUUCUGAGAAGAAGCCUUUGCCUUUCCUGGCCGCCCCCAUCAAACAGGAGGAUGCCAUUUCCAGCUGUCCUUUCGCAUCCCAACAAAUAUCUGUGAAAAGACAAAGCAAUAGCUCAGAGGGCCAACCUUCCACUUGUGAAGCUGCUCCACUCCUGCCCCUCGGGAACGCCCACUGUGUGGACUCCUCAGGUCAAACCAACGUACUUUCUUCCACGUUUCUCAGCCCGCAGUGCUCCCCUCAGCAUUCGCCACUUGGGGCUGUGAAAAGCCCCCAGCAUAUCAGUUUGCCCCCUUCGCCAAACAACCAUUACUUCCUACCCCCAUCUUCAGGCACUCCAGCGGAAGGGCACAGGGUCUCCUCACCUGUCAGCAGCAGCCAGGUGUGUACUGCACAGAAUUCAGGGGCACAUGAGGGCCAUCCUCCAAGCUUCUCUCCCCAGCCCUCCGGCCUCCACCCCCCUUUCUCUGGAGCCCAGGCAGACAGCAGUCAUGGUGCUGGGGGCACCCCUUGUCCCCAAAGCCCAGGUGUACAACAAAAGAUGGCUGGCUUACACUCCUCUGAUAAGGCAGGGCCAAAGUUUUCGAUUCCAUCCCCUACUUUCUCUAAGUCAACUUCAGCAGUGUCAGAGAUAACACAGCCUCCAUCCUAUGAAGAUGCAGUAAAACAGCAAAUGACUCGGAGUCAGCAGAUGGACGAACUCCUGGAUGUCCUCAUUGAAAGUGGAGAAAUGCCUGCUGAUGCCAGAGAGGAUCAUUCAUGUCUUCAAAAAGUCCCAAAGAUACCCAGGUCUUCCCGAAGCCCUACUGCUCCCCUUCCCAAGCCCUCAGCUUCCUUUGAACAAGCAUCUUCAGGAGGCCAGCUCUCCUUCGAUCACUAUGGCACCGACAGUGAUGAGCAUCUUGAAGUCUUAUUAAAUUCCCAGAGUCCCUUAGGAAAGGUGAGCGAUGUUGCCCUUCUUAAAAUUGGGAGCGAGGAGCCACCUUUUGAUGGGAUAAUGGAUGGAUUCUCUGGGAAGACUGCAGAAGACCUUUUCAACGCACAUGAGAUCCUGCCAGGUCCUCUUUCCCCAAUGCAGACUCAAUUUUCACCCUCAUCUGUGGACAGCAAUGGGCUGCAGUUGAGCUUCACUGAAUCUCCUUGGGAAACCAUGGAGUGGCUAGACCUCACUCCACCAAGUUCCACACCGGCCUUUGGCUCCCUUCCCACCAGUGGCCCCAGCAUCUUUAACAUUGAUUUCCUGGAUGUCACAGAUCUCAAUUUGAAUUCCCCCAUGGACCUUCACUUACAACAAUGGUAGAAUGCCUGAUGCAAAAGUGCUGAGGACAACCAAAGGAAGUCCAUGGGGAAAAGCACGCUACCAUCCUUAUGUUAGCCAAAAAGAGGAAAUGGAGGUAGAGGAAGAGGAAAUUAAAAAGAGACUUCUGUGACAAUCAGCAAGAGCAAAUAGCAGUCUUUAUAUAUAAAUAUAUAUAAAUGUGAUAUUUACCAACAUUCAUUAACUGUUAAUGAUUUCAGCCAUGCAUUCAAAAAUGUGCUUUCUCAGAUCAACAGUACCAAAACAAAAAUCUUUCACUACCUUUCAAACACCAAUAUUUUUUCUCACUCAUAAAUUUUCUCAGGCGUUGUUGGGCAUAAAAUCUCACAUUGUAAACUUUUCUCAUGAAUUUAUUAGAUGUACUGUGGAAAGAAAUGUAAGCUUUCUUAGGAGUACAGGGAAGCCAGUCUAUCAAAAGUUGUGGAAGACAUACCCAUGGUGGAGGUUGCUUCUCGUCUCUCCAUGACCCAUCUUUCAAAAUAGAAACCAUGCCCAGCUUCAGUUUGGGAGCUAGAGGGGGAGAACCAAUUUGUUCCCAGUGUCCCUUAGCCACAAAGUUGCCCCAUUAGAUGGCUCCCAUCCAGGGCUCAGAACACUGAGUGGUCACCAAUAAUAACUGACCUACAUUUGGUCCAGAGCACUCCACCCGGAACUUCCCAAUGUCUCAACCAGUAGCCAAAUCACUCCCGCAGUCUGUGGCAAUAAGCACUGUGAAACGGGGGAACCCUAAGCAAAGGAACCUCCUGCUGUGGAAGGUUCUCCAACACAAUCCCCAUCUAGUUCCAAAGACUAGAGAUGACCAUGUCAGCAGAUUGGAAGGAUACCUCUAGCCUCAGGAAACAAUAUCAGGGAUAAUUCAGACAGGAAAAGUGAGCUUUUCCUGUGUCAUGGGGAUGAAGACCUUGGGUAUUAUACCAUGGACAUAACAGGACAAUUAUUCGUGGCAGCCCAACUUUUUGCUGUUGUUUUCUUAUUGGGGGUGGGCAGUCCACCUCAGUUUAUCUUUUUCCCAUUCUGCUUUGCUUUCAAGAUAUCAGUCCUUUCUUGCUCCUCUUUUGAGGAUAUAGUUUUUUUGUGUGCCAACAUUGGGAGAAGAGGACUUCUCAGUCUACCACACUCCUAAUAAAGCCAUAUUUUUUAAAACCUAAAAAUCCAGGUUCUCCUGGAAAAUUUAUUCUCUAUGUGCAUCAUUUGCUGCAAAAGGAAGUUAAAAGAAUUUCCUGAGGAGGAAAGUGGUAACUCGGUCCAUCAGUCACAAUGUUCAUUCUACCCUCAUUUGAUUUACAGCAAUCUUUGAUUUAGGUUGCUCUGGGGAAAUUGGAAAUCAUUAUAUUGUAAAGAUAAAUAUGAAUUAUAUUUAUGACAGAGAGUAUUUUACGCCUGGUUUCUGAAAGAAAACAGUCGCACAUUGUAAAUGAUAAAAGGAAAAAAGAUGAUGGUCCUAAUUGUGCAUUCCUCAUCACCUCUCAUGCUUUUGCUGGGAGCUGAAAAACUCAACGCAGGACAGUCUCUCGAAGGCUCCCUGUGGUUCCAAUUCACCGUUUGAUAGCGUUGCAUGCUGUAGAAAGUAGCUAAUGCAGGGUUUGUUUUUUUAAUUUAAAUCACUAAGGCACUGUUUUUUCUCUUUUGUAAAAAUAAUGUUCACUGUGCACUUAUGGAGAAAAUAAUCAAAAAAUGUUGUGAUUUUAGAAGUUCUCUUUUUGAUAAACCAAAGAUUUAGAAGUCAUUCCAUUGUUAACUUGUAAAUGUGUGUGAACACAAAGUGUUUUUGGUGACUGCUACUCUGAAAACUGCCAGAUCUUAUUCUGAGGGAUAGAUAUAUACCUAGAUCUGCAUGUGUGUAUGCAUGUAUACACACAUGUACAAGAUACACACAUGUGUAUGUGUGGACAUCUUGAAAAGCAGUGUUACCGAGUUCUGUGCCAAAAACCUUUAAGCCUCAAUCUGCUGUGAAAAGAUACUUGGCCUUUCUCACUAUGAGUUCCUGAUUAACCAACCAGACUACACGUUGCCUCUCUGUGUAUGACUAAUGGCUCCAUCCCGAUGACUCACAGCCACUUGCUUACCAUGAACAAGUUCAUCAUGACAAUGACGAUGGAUGGGAAAAGACAGAAAAGCCUCACUAUUUGUAGCUGGAAAUGGUAACAUGGUCUCUUACAGAAGAGCAUAAAAGGAACGUGAAUGUUUUACAUUCCUUGAUCUGCACUGUGCUUUAAGAGAUCCGCAUGGUAAAUUUUUCCUUUUGUUUCUAUGUCAGUCAUCACAACCAAAAAUCUAGAGGGAAAAAUGACCAGUGUUUUCUCUGAAGAUGAAGCUAUGGGGAAGAAAACUUUAUAAUACAUUCCUCACAUUUGUUUAUCCCUUAGAUGUUGAAGCUUUAUUUGGUUCUUGACAAGCUUGCUGGUCAGCAUAUUCUUCAUAUGCCAUGUUGUGUGAUUUGUAUGUUAUUUCCCCCCUUACUUCCUUUGGGAAACAAACUCAGUGUCCCUACUCUGAGACUAACCUGAGUGCUAAUUAUUUUUUCCUUUGGGUAUUUCUAUCUGAAGAACUAGACUUGGUUUGGGGUCCCCAGUACUUCACAAGAUUGUACAUUUUCACUGGGUUCAUUUUAGGAUGUUACCUGAGACUGAUAGAAACAUUUCACACAAGACAAAAAUCAGAUGGCUCCUAUUUGCUACUGCAAACCACACACUUAGCUCAGAACAGACUCCUGGAUUAUUGGUCUUGACCUUUUCCCACCGUCUCCUUGCACCAGAUUCUCUCUCUCUUGAGCUCAGAUGUGAGAUUGAGAGGAUGAAGGUGGGGAUAAUUGGGAGAAAAUUGAUGAGUUUUUCUGCUUGCAGGAGAUCUGAUGGUUCAUGUCAAUUCAUCUGUCUCCUCUUGGGGAUUUUUAUUUUAUGUGCUUUUAAACUCUCAGUUAUGUCUUCUUUUCUGAUAACAAGUGGGCGUGACUAAAAGACGUACAGGACGUGAAGUCUCCUAAUGCUCUUAGAGCCUGAAAAGGACCAAUCUGAAAAGUCAUUUUCUUAAGACUUUUGAAACCCCGGUUGUAAGACAACCUGCUGAUGUUUGCGAUCAUUUCUGAUGCUGCUGCAGUCCCUUCAGUCCACACUUACCCAACAGUCAGAAAAUUCUUUUGUGUGGAUGUUUUCAUUAAACCAGCACUCUGAAGAGUAGCCCUGCUUCUAGCCAUGUUAUUGAGCUGAUGCACAUUCGGUCAUAAGGGAGAGAGAGGAAGGUAGCGAGGGAGGGACUCAACUUUCCCAUCUAUGAACUGUUCUGUUAAUCUAAGAUAUUGCAUCAUGCAAAGUGCUUCACAGAUGUUAAAUGAGAAGUCAUUCCUAACCAUGCCAUCAUUACACCAAUAAAUGAGGAAACCAAGAGUCUUCACCUGAAAAGUCAAGGAUCUGUGAACUGGUAGUCUUUACCCUUCAAGAACAUUUCUUUCUAAUCAGGAAAAAAAAAAAAAAAAAAAAAAAAACCACCAAUAACCAAGAAACCUAUCCAAGAACAGCUCUUUCUUCAAAAAUUAUUUGAAAUGCUAUCAGUUCUUCUAGAAAUAAAUGCUGACCUAGCUGAAAGCUCCUGUUCAGAUAUACUCCUCCAGUGGAUAAUUACUUGAUGUCUAAUCUGGACAAAUCAUAUACGUUAACCUGGACAAAUCAUGUACGUCCUCAAUUACCCAAUACCAAAUUGACUCAGUAGUGUGGUUCAGAUUUUGAGUGAGCUGGGAGCUGUAGUUUCUAUAAACAAGAACUCGGGAAACAUCCCAGUUCUCAGGCCAGAAACCCUUUAGCUAUGAUUAAAAAAAAAAAAAAAAAGUCCUCAUUUUUCCAGAAAGAAGAAUGAAGAGCUCCCUUUUAGUUAAAAGUUAUUUCCCACACCAACAUUCUUGUCUUUAUGAUCAAACAGUGCUUAUAUCACUUAGAAAUCUUGUAACAUUUCCCACCACUUAAACCAUCUGUGAGAGUUUUAAGGUUGGUUUUAAUUGCUAUAUACAGAAGUCCCUUGCACAUCAAGGAAGGAGGAAGGAAACUUUUAUCCCACCCCCAUCCUCAAUCUCUGUAAUAAACUUUCUAAACAAAAGGGACACUUACUGGGGGAGGGGCGCACAUGGUAAACCUCCGUUAUUUAGGAGAAAAGCUGCAGUGUGAAAACAGCUCGGGCGCCCCCUUAGGUUUGUGCUGCACCCCUCGCAGUGGGAAACCCAUCUGCUGGCACAGUUUGCUAUCAGAUAUGAGAGAACUUGGAGCCUUGAAAAGAGCCUGGGGUCUUCAUUUUCCUAUAAAUUCCACAUAAACCAGCAGGUGGUUGAGAUGCUUCCUUACACAGAAGAUAUUACGAGACACAAAAGAGUCCCGCAGUUCUGAGAGCUGCUAGGUCAUGUUAAAGAGCAGGGUUUGAUUCUAGAAUCCACACUUUCAGAGGCGCCCUGGUUCAGUUGAGACUAUGCCCAAGGAGAUGAUUUUAAGACAGGAAGAGAUCUGGGAAGACUUCCUCUGUCUGCCAGGGAAAUGGUAAUAGAAUCCUCUGGAUUCAAUAACAUGCAAGCAAUUUCCUUCUGAUUCUAGUGUUUGGUGCUUUCCUCUGUGGAUUAAGACAAAUUCCCAAAUGUCUCCUGCCUAUUUUAACCACCUGCCCCUCUCAUGGACACUGGUAACACGAGUCUCCUGUAGAUGGUUUAACAACUCCUGAGUUUUUAUAGGAAAAAGCAAUGCAACAAUGGGGAUCCUGCAUGCUAUUCCUUGUUUUCCAAAGGAAGAGAACUUUCCAGUGCGCCCACAGCGAGGAAAGAGGGCAGUGCGUGGUUGGGUGCCAUGAAGUCCUCCCUUGGUGAAACAGAGACACUGGGUACAGACAUCCAAGGAGCUAGAGAGGUGGGGGGUGUUGUUUUCAAGUUGAUCUCCUUUGCUGAACUCCACAUAACCAGAAAGAAAUGUGGGUUACCAGGAAGAGAAAAGAAGCAAUGGCUAAAAUACCAAAG